Messenger RNA from Camellia sinensis, 1509 nucleotides. Its product is annotated as protein RICE SALT SENSITIVE 3. NCBI's taxonomy places the organism in Eukaryota, Viridiplantae, Streptophyta, Magnoliopsida, Ericales, Theaceae. The record is from RefSeq and is a predicted model, not a curated record.
AGAGUAGGGCUAUAAAUGUGAGAUUUCCUUGUUGGUGGGCUUAUACAUGUGAGGGAGGAUUAGAUGUUGGGUGUUCCCAUUUAAAGAUAGAAGAGAGUAGAGUGAGGAGCCAUGGUGUAAAAUUAAGGAGUAAUGGAAGAACAAGUCAAUACUACUACUCCAUUAGCUGUCACUCAUCUCCUUCAACACACCUUGAGAAGCUUAUGCGUUCAUGAUAACUCUCAAUGGGUUUAUGCUGUCUUUUGGAGGAUCUUGCCUAGAAAUUAUCCCCCACCCAACAUUGUGUAUUUAUUUCUCUCUAAUAGAUGGGAUAGCCAAGGAGGAGCUUAUGACAGGUCAAGAGGAAACAGAAGGAACUGGAUAUUGGUUUGGGAAGAUGGGUUUUGCAAUUUUGCAGCCUCAACAGCAGCAGAGAUCACAACGGGCUGCGGGGGAGAUUGUCCUCCUGGCUCCUCCUCAGUUGAUGGAAACUGUGAAUAUCAACACUACCAAGGUCUCCAACCAGAGCUCUUCUUCAAGAUGUCUCAUGAAAUCUAUAACUACGGCGAAGGUUUGAUUGGAAAAGUAGCAGCAGAUCACGGUCAUAAAUGGAUAUAUAAGGAACCAAAUGAUCAAGAGAUCAAUUUCUUCUCUGCUUGGCAAAACUCAGCCGACUCACAUCCUAGGACAUGGGAGGCCCAGUUCCAGUCUGGAAUAAAGACUAUAGCCUUGAUUGCAGUUAGAGAAGGUGUUGUUCAGUUAGGAGCUGUUCACAAGGUGAUUGAGGACUUGAGCUAUGUAGUGUUGCUAAGAAAGAACUUCAGCUACAUUGAAAGCAUCCCAGGUGUGCUAUUGCCACACCCAUCAUCGUCGUCAUCACCAUCAUCAUCAACAUUCUCAUCCCCCUUCAAGAUUGAUGGGUCGUACUCGUAUGGUACACCUGAGCAUCAAGCAUGGCACUUCCAAGGCAAUCUUGCACCACCACCACCGCCAGUGGAAUUCUAUGAUCACUUCAAUCAACCAAUGAGAAUCACUCCCUCCAUGAGCAGCCUUGAAGCUCUCCUCUCAAAACUCCCAUCUGUCAUCAUGCCACCACCACCAUCGCCGCUAACGCCUGCCAUCUACUGCGAGGCUGAGCCGGCACCAUAUCUAUCAUCAUCAAACAGGCCUAAUCCUUUGGAGCUGAUGGGAAUGGAGAAAGUGGCAAAGCAAGAGAUUGAUGAUGAUGACCAUGAGGAGAAAUAUAGGCAUGAGAAGGAUCUUGUGGGUGAGAGUAGUAGUUCCAUGUCAUCUUACCCUCCUCAUCAUCAUCAACAACACCAAUAUUUUAAUUAUCAUCAUCAUGAUAUGAAUGUAAGUAGCAGAGAAAACAACAGUGGAUUUUAGGAAUCAAAUGGUUUUGAUUUCUAACAUUGUAGGUUUUAGUAAGUCUUUGGUUAAGUGGUGGUUGUUGUUACUUGGAUUUUGGUGGUUAUGGAAGCCAAUUGAAACCUAGCUUAUAAAAAUAUUCCGCUUUCUUUAGUUUAUAAA